GUAUAUACUUGCUGUGGAAGAAAACAACUACACCAGCACCAGAAACUUUUCUACCAUAAUUUAAUUCUGCUAGAAACAUCUAUGCCAAUAUUCAUUCAUAUCCAAAAAAUCAACUCCACUGAGACUUGAUUUUUGGUGAAAAUGUGAAUGUGCCGUGCGAAAACACAAAUCUUCGAGAUAGGAGAUGGUCUGUCGAACCGACCAAGAACAUAAACAAGAUAAAUCAACGGCUUCUCAAAUUGACCACGACAAAAAGCGCCAUUCAGCGAAAACCAUCUGAGCCAGAACCAGAGAUUCUACUGCUACAUUCCAUGACUUACACUAUAUACGAAAAUCAUUUGCAAAUUCAAAUUAUUUGAACGAUUUCGUGUACGAUAUGUUUCUCUACAAAGGGUCAGAAAUAAGCCAAGAACUCUUUUCAUCGUGGGCAUGCCUCAUGAUUCUUCAAUGCUUGGCCUUUGCUUGGUUCACUGGUAGAAGUCGAGUCCGUCACGAGGUGAUCCAUAGCGAGGAAGAUAAAAUGUGGUUGAAAAAUCCAAAAACGAAAAUCACUUCGAACUUUUGCUGCCAUCCGGAAGUACGCCAUCUUAGAUCUGGUCAUUUGAGAAAUCUCGAAAUGAUAAUGCCGUAUCUUUUGAUGACGCCGAUCUGGUUAAGCACCAGUCCAUCGCGUCUCGUAGCCAAAAUUAUUCUUCAUUCAUUUCCUAUUUUUGCAAUAACUGAUUCUUUGUUAUACAUGAAUCUCGUUGAAACUCCGAAAGUGUUGGGAAACUUUACGUUCGUGGUCUGUUACAGUCUCAUUGUUUACGUGACUGUUUCAAAUUUAAUAUCCUCAUGUUGGUAGAAAAAUAAACCACUUUUCCAUCAAAAA
Molecule: messenger RNA, 871 nt
Organism: Venturia canescens
Lineage: Eukaryota; Metazoa; Arthropoda; Insecta; Hymenoptera; Ichneumonidae
Exons: 2
Coding region: 377-844 (155 amino acids)
Source: RefSeq, a predicted model, not a curated record